AUAGCCAUUUUGAAAAUGUUCCACAACUUACACAGCCUUCUCUACCUCACAUUGGAUCCAGGCUGACAGACUUUGCCAGCUCCAAUGAUGAACAACCUGGUCUCCACGGGGGGCGCCAUACAGGGUAGCUUCACCAUGACUACCUCCAUGAACUCGGGGAUGAUAAGUGAUGAUAUGAGCGAGCCAAGCUCACCCGAGAGCACGUUUGAUGCUUCGGACUUGCUGGGAACCAAUGGCAUGACAGAUGAAGUAACAGCACAGUUAGCUCAUUCAGGUACAAUAGGCAUGGCAGCGGCAGCCGCAAUAGCCAGUGGUAAAAAACACAAGCGACCUCAUGCGUUCGAGACAAAUCCCUCUAUACGAAAGCGGCAACAAACCAGACUGCUCAGGAAGCUGAAGGCUUGUAUAGAGGAAUACACGACUCGAGUAGGACAGCAGGCUGUCGUCUUAUGUUGUACCCCAGGAAAAUCCCAGAAUUCCAGCAACUACAAAGUGUUUGGCUCCCAGCCCUUAGAAACUGUGAUAAGGAACUGUAAAUCGGUCGUGUUACAGGAUUUAGAAUCCACUCUGGCAGAACAAGUACCACAACAGCAGGACGUCACAGGCAUGCAGGAGUUACCUCCCUUGUCCAUAGAUGGCAUCCCUACCUCAGUGGACAAAAUGACACAAGCACAGUUGCGAACAUUUAUCCCUGAGAUGCUGAAAUUUUCUACGGGUCGAAGUAAACCGGGCUGGGGAAAAGUGGAGUGUCGACCAGUAUGGUGGCCCGGGGACGUCCCCUGGGCUAAUGUCCGUAGUGAUGUCAGAACGACAGAGCAGAAGAAAAAGGUCUCCUGGACUGAGGCUCUACGUACCAUCGUUAACAACUGCUACAAACACCAUGGAAGAGAGGAUCUGUUACACAUAUUCGAGAGUCCUGAACAAAAGACUAUGUUGCAGACAAUCAAUAAUCCUGAUGGGACGAUAUCUGUUAUACAGAUCGACACCAGCCCCAAUCAGGUGGUGACGUUACAAGAUGGCACCCAAGCCACUGUGGUGCACACGGUCAAUCAAGAUGUCCCCCAACAGGAGGCCACACAUGCUGUCCAGACUCUGGCAGAUGUAGCCGUCAACCAACAGGAAGUGGUCACAAUGUCGGGUAUGCAGAUGACCCCCGUCAGUGUGGAGAUCAAUUCUGACACCAUAGGGCAUCGUAUCGCUCAUAUAAAUGAGGAUGGACAUAUUAUUUUGUCGGGGGAUGAUCUGGGAGGGUCACAAGGAAUUGUUAUACCUGUCUCCUACACACUGCCCAAUUCUGCUGUUGUUUCUGUGGCAACAUUUGAUGCCCUACAAACUCAAACAGGACUCCAGGUUGCCAUGGCACCAAUGGCAAUAGCGAAACAGGAACAAGCAGAAGAUAUUCAGGAAGAGAUCGCGGAAACGUCAUGUGAUAUGUCAAUGGAGGACAGUGAUGAUAAACUUCAGUGAUCCAGAGGAGUGGAUCCAAUGAAACUUAAGUGAUCUUGUGGGGUGGAUCCAAAGGGAGGGUGGCAGAUCUCAUCAAUUGUGUACAUGUAAAGGAUUUUUUUUCUCUCUCAUCAUGUGUUUUCUGUGAUUUCAUUUUAGUAUUCAUUGUUAUAAUGUUUUAAAUAUUUGAUUAUUUAAUAUGUUAUUAAUUUUUGUAUUUCAUGUUGAAAUGCAUAAUCAUUGUGACAUGCUAAUUAUUUAUCAGCAGUGAGUAGCGGUAUCAAGAUCUAAUAUCUUUUAUUCUACACAAAAUGAAAAUUAAUGAAAAGUUCAAUGGACAGAUUGUUGUAUUUUAUUUGUAUAAUUAAAAUUUUCUGUUUAA
This is a messenger RNA of Saccostrea echinata, 1828 nucleotides long. Its product is annotated as DNA-binding protein P3A2-like. Gene Ontology annotation, biological process: regulation of transcription by RNA polymerase II. The coding region runs from base 85 to 1467 and encodes 460 amino acids. Gene Ontology annotation, molecular function: RNA polymerase II cis-regulatory region sequence-specific DNA binding; DNA-binding transcription factor activity, RNA polymerase II-specific. The transcript has 9 exons. Lineage: Eukaryota; Metazoa; Mollusca; Bivalvia; Ostreida; Ostreidae. The record is from RefSeq and is a predicted model, not a curated record. Gene Ontology annotation, cellular component: nucleus.